Molecule: messenger RNA, 2905 nt
Organism: Neolamprologus brichardi
Lineage: Eukaryota; Metazoa; Chordata; Actinopteri; Cichliformes; Cichlidae
Biological process (GO): protein deubiquitination
Cellular component (GO): nucleus
Molecular function (GO): cysteine-type deubiquitinase activity
Source: RefSeq, a predicted model, not a curated record
UUAACGUCCCUGAAUUGUAGGUUCCCAAAAGCCGCACUGGUUCACCAUAGAGCACCAUCUAGUGGAGACUCUGAAGAACUGCAUGUAGCUCAAACGAUACCCGACAGAUACACAGUAAACACAUUCUCCGUGUGUUAGUUCUUCUUAGUGUUUUGCUAAAUGACAAGUUAAAUCCUGGAGUCACGCGCACCAGAAGCCAGAAGCGCGUCACGAGCGCUGUGUUUACGUUGCCAGGACACAGCUGUCUGGCUACUGCGGAUCCCAGGUGAUUUACCUAAAAGCGGAUUCUCCUGAGCGCUGGAUUCACCUGAGGAUCAGAUGAACAUGAACAGCACACACAGUUUUCCGGAUAGCACACAGGAUAUUAAAAACACCGCCGUCUGAGGCUAUCUCCUCCUUUUGCUCCCAAACAAAUACAUAUUUUGAGAUGGCUUUUUCUUAGCGCACACAGGUUGAACGAUGAAGGCCAAAGCUCUGUCAGUGAAGGAGUGCGCCUGGAUGUCCGAGGACUGCCACCUGGUGGACAUACCGCGUGAAGCUACCCAGAGGGACACCUUUUGCUUACCGAAUAUCUUCCAAAAGUCCAAAAAGGUGAAGCCUCUGACAAAGACUCGGACCAGCCCCAAUUGCCAGGUUUACUACACAGCCAGGGAGCUUCUGCUGGAGGUGCUGGACAGAGAAGCGAUCCGGGAGCUGAUCAGGAGAGCUGCCGGUGUGAAGGCAGGGCCAAAUCGGCAGUUACACUGCCAGAGCAGGGAGCAGAGCACAGAUGUGUCUGAGGAGGGGUAUGUUGAUGCAGUGACGUGGUUUUCUGUGGUCCUGCAGAGCGGCCUGUCUUUGGGGGAGAACUGCAACUUUGGGCAUGAUCUAAAUGUGAAACUAGACGGAUGGCAGGGCGUGCUAAAGAGAAACAGCAUCCAGGCCGACCUGCUGUCUCUGACCAGACUGGAGGAUGGAGACAAGCUGGAAGUCCUCUCUGCUUUCUGUGGCCACAUAACCCAGCGCUACCAGGCCCUCUAUACGCCGGGGCCAAACCUGGCUGUAAAGAAAUACAGACUGUCCUCUCAGCAGGAGCGCUACUCUCUUUAUCUCGCUCUCCUCUGUGACCCAAGCUCAGGGUUCAUCUGUAACAUGUAUCUGUACUGUCCAGAGCAGCUCCAGAGGCAGAGUAAGAAAUCUGUUGUCGAGCAGGUGGUCAGACACCUGCUGAGACCUUUCUGCAGCCACAGGUGUGUGGUUCAGCUGGAUAGCUCUGCCUGGAUGGAGGAAAGGCUCACACACAUCUUGUCUAGAUUAGGGUUCACCAUUCAUUUUGUUCCCGCUGUUAAGAGGCCACCAUCUUCACCACCUGAGGGCUCCAUGAUGUCUGAACUCAUUGCCCACCUGCAGGGUUGGACAGGACCUGCCCUCGUUCCCCUGUCUGAUCCAAAAAGAACAGGGGUGGAUGUAUUCCUCCCAGGCCUUUGGGUGACGCUGCAUGUGAUCUGCAUCAACACAUUUGUGCUCCACACUCUGCAGAGCCAGAGCUCAGGAAAGAAGGUCAACCUGACACAGUUCACCAGGACUCUGGCCUCUCAGCUGGCCAUGAACAGCAGCACCGCCGUGCCCGUUCUGCCACGACUGAACAGCAGCUCAUACCAAGAGAAAAAUGUCUCAAAUAUUUGUAAGCAAAGGACAAACACCAACAUCUGUGGUCAGGUGACGGUGAAAGGAAAACACAGGUGCAGCUCUGCAGUGAGGCUGCAGAACAACUGGAACAGACCGGGAGUGUGUGGGUUAGACAAUUCUGGCAACUCUUGCUACUUAAAUGCGGUGUUACAGUGCCUGUGCUCCACUGUGCCCCUCGUAGAGCACCUCCUGGAUCAGGAAACACGCAGAGAACUGGAAAAGUCCAAGUGCCGGGUGGCUGAGGUGUUUGUCCGCCUGCUAGAGGAGAUGUGGCUGGGGACAAACUCCAGCUGUGCCCCCGUAGAGGCCCGGUCGGUGCUGUGCUCCAUCCUUCCCCAGUUCAACAACUACUCCCAGCAGGACGCCCAGGAACUGCUCCUCUUUCUCCUUAACACGCUACACGAUGACCUGAAAAAGGUUGCAAAGGACCAGAUGCACUGUUCAAUACGACAGCCGAGGCAAGAACACAAUAGGUACUGCACCACUGAAAGCACCAUUGUGUCACAGCUGUUUGAGGGCCAGCUGGGCUACAUAACCCUCUGCAUGCACUGCGAUCAGCAGGCGUACAGCACACAAGCUUUUACUGUGCUGUCACUGCCGAUUCCUGCCGGCAUCCUUAAGUGCUCCAUUCAGGACUGUCUGUCGCUGUUCUUCGAGCAGACCGUCCUAACUGGGGGAGAGCAGCUGCUGUGUUCAGUGUGCAGGAUGAGGAGAGAAACGGCGGUCAUCACUAGUUUGGACAAACCUCCAGAGAUCCUCAUGUUACACCUAAAACGGUUUGGCUGUAAGGGGAAGAAGCAGGUGAAACUGAGAACUAAUGUCGCGUUCCCCAUGAAGCUCGACUUGACCCCAUUUCUGUCGAGCUCAGUGCAUAAUGUCUCAGAUUCUUCAUACCAUCUUUAUGCUGUUGUGAACCACACAGGUCAUCUGAACAUGGGUCACUAUACGGCUCUGUGCCACAACGCCUCAGCCCAGACCUGGCACUUGUUUGACGACUCGCUUGUCAGAGAGGUACAGGACACCCUGGUGCAAUCUCCCAACGCCUACAUGCUGCUCUACAGCCGCAAGCCUUUCCCGAAGCCAAAGAUCCAAGGACUGUGAGCUUUGCAAAUAGAAGACCAAAAUCAGUUUCCCUCUUGAAAGUGUUUCUUAUCAUCUGCAUUUGGUUCAACAUCUCUGCUGCUCUUUGUACUGUUAGCAUCUCCAUAACAAUUAGAAAUAAAUGAGUGUGAGUUCA